Messenger RNA from Rhopilema esculentum, 1064 nucleotides. NCBI's taxonomy places the organism in Eukaryota, Metazoa, Cnidaria, Scyphozoa, Rhizostomeae, Rhizostomatidae. The record is from RefSeq and is a predicted model, not a curated record.
UGGUCCGGCUGCGGUAUUUUCAUUGUCUACCCACAAUGCACCGCUGUGAUUAUGUGUGCUCCUGCUACAUGUGAACUUUCUCUUGAACGAUCACUGAAACCAGGCGCCCUAGCAGGACAAAGCUGAAAAUGGUUUUCAAAAGAUUUGUAGAAUCCGGGCGCAUUGCUCUUGUAAAUACUGGAAGUUACAAUGGAAAGCUAGUUGUCAUUGUGGAUGUUAUUGACCACAACAGGGUUUUGUGUGAUAAUCCAUCAAAUAAUGUGCCAAGACAGACCAUCAACUUGAAGCACCUGAACCUUACGGAUUUAAAAAUCAGUGUCCCCCAUGGAGCAAGGACAGCCUGUGUCAGAAAAGCAUUCGACAAAGAGGAGGUCAAUGCAAAAUGGGAGAAGACAGCCUGGGCUCAGAGGCUGGAACGAAGAGUCAAAAGAGCCUCACUGUCAGAUUUUGACAGGUUCAAGGUUAAGGUGGCCAAACAAAGGAAAAACCGCCCAACAAGCAAAAAGUUAAUUGCAAAAAAUGCAGUGACGGGAGAAAUCGCUGUUACAAAAAUAAGCCAAUUAACCCGUUUUCAGGGUUCUCUGAAUAGGAAAAGGGCAAAUGAAUGGAAAUUUUAGGGGAGCGAUUCUCCCUUCAUGUUCUGUUUAGGAGAGCAAUUCAUAGCUCGCCUCAGGUUGCGAGGGGAGCGUGGAGGCGAGCGCGAGCUAUCGCUCGCCUCAAACGGCCAGGCCUGCUUGUCUUCUUUUAGCUCCAGGGGGCCUUUUGCUCUAGGUUCCAUGCUUGUGGUAGCCUGAAGGGGCCCCUCACCUAAGAAUGAAAAUAAAAAUAAUUGCUGAUGUUUUCAGCUCUGGGCUCUGGCCCCGUCACCCCCUAAAACCGUUGCUGUAUAUAAUACGUUUUGUAUCUGUUGUGUGUCUUUACAAUGUCAGUUUAAAUGCUUAAUUAUCAAAUUUAAAACUUCCAAGAGACUUUAAAAUGUUGUUGCAUUGAAAAUUUUAAUGCAGUUUUUUGCAUUUAUCUUUGCUUUGUCUUCUGGUUGUAUUUUAAAAAUGUGUCUUCAGAAA